Molecule: messenger RNA, 1211 nt
Organism: Zychaea mexicana
Lineage: Eukaryota; Fungi; Mucoromycota; Mucoromycetes; Mucorales; Lichtheimiaceae
Exons: 3
Coding region: 80-1021 (313 amino acids)
Molecular function (GO): oxidoreductase activity
Source: RefSeq, a predicted model, not a curated record
ACGUUUUGGUUUUGUUGGAAUUAUUUUUUCGUUACGAGAUACAUUCAACUCUUCUUUCUCUUACUGAGCACAUAACAACAUGACUAUCGGAUUCGACCAAGAUCUUCCCAAGGAUGUCUAUGAGUUCAACGAAAUGCGUCGCAAGUUCGUCUAUGAAAAGUCUGGCAUUGCCUCCUUGCUCAAGCCUGCCCCUGUGACGCAGCACUUGCCCUCUUAUGACACGGAAGGAACGCCCACUUUCAAACAGUAUGUUGGCUCUGGCAAACUCGAGGGUCGUCAUGCUUUGAUUACAGGCGCUGACAGUGGUAUCGGCCGAGCGAUUGCCACCCUGUUUGCUUUGGAAGGCUGUGCCGGUAUCACCAUUGUCUAUCGGGAUUCGCGCGAGGAUGCCGAUGCAAAGUACACCAAAGAUACCAUUGAAGCGCAGAGCAAGUGUCAGGUCCACUUAAUUGCCCGUGACAUUGGUUACGAACAUAACUGUCGCGAGAUUCUGGAUGCUCACUUGAACACGUUUGGCAGUAUUGACAUCUUGAUUAAUAAUGCCGCUGAACAGCACAAGGUGGAUAAGAUCGAGGAUCUCGUUGGUGAAACUAUGGAGCGCACAUUUAGAACCAAUGUGUUCGGACCGAUCUAUAUGACCAAGCACGCUGCCAAACACAUGAAGGCCGGUGCAUGUAUUGUUAACACUGCUUCCGUAGCAGCUUAUCGAGGCAUGGAUGUGCUUGUCGACUAUUCGGCCACCAAGGGCGCUGUUGUCGCCUACACGCGUGCGUUGUCGCAGCAAUUGGCACCUCGACAUAUCAGAGUGAACGCAGUUGCCCCGGGACCCGUGUGGACGCCCUUGAUUCCAAACACGUUCUCGCAAGAAGAAAUCCAAAACUUUGGUUCAUUCCCACCUUUCAAGCGCCCAGCCCAACCGGCCGAGAUUGCCGCUGCCUUUGUCUUCUUGGCAUCGGCCGACAGCUCUUACAUCAGUGGUCAAACCAUCCACCCCAACGGUGGUCAGACCCUUAACACAUAAAAAGAAUAAAAAGGAAAGAAAACGGCAGCCGGCGUAAAAACUAGUAUUGACUUGUUUGCUUGUAGUGCUGAAUUGUAUUACACAACACAUCCCAAAUUUUUACACUACUACAACAAUCUACAAACUACAUAGUAGAAACAACUUCAAACAUACAAAAUAAAGAUUCGUACUUUGUGACAAAUGAACCGAG